AAUGAAUCUGAAAGAUGUGGAAGUAACAAAAAGAAGUCUUUUGUGCAGUGAUCAUUUCGACAACACUUGCUUCAGAAAAACAGGAAAAUAUUUAAUUCUAAAUUCUGAUGCUGUUCCAACUUUAUUUGCAAGGAGUAGUGAUGUUGAUAUACAUAAUUCUCAGGAAACUUUUAAUAAUAAAUGCAACAAAAGAGAAGUCUCACCGAAUGGCUUACGAAUUCCAAAAUUAUUAAAAUUAACAGAUUUUGAGAAUAACAAUAUUAUGGAAAACGUAUUAGUUUUAUCCGAAAAAGAUAAAUCUCUAGGUUCUGACAACGCAUUAAUACCAGCAUUCUCUAGUGAAUCAGCCGAAAGCUCUAAUAGCGCAUUACCACAAACAAACUCUGGUACAUCAGCGCAAUCUAGAGUUGUAAUUGAAAAUAAUUUUGAAACACCUAAUGCAAAACAAUGUCGUCAAAUUUAUGAAGACCAUCAUUAUUAUAAUUCACCGAGGUCAUUGAGAAAAAAAUUAAAGAAAAGCGGAUGCAUUAUUUUAACUUUAAGAAAUGUAUCUCGUGUUCAGAAGCAGAAUAUUACACGUUUAAAAAAAACGUGUAUCAUUUUUAACACAAUUGGUAUGUGAAAUUCGGAAAAGAAAAUUAGUUCCACAAUCUGGUCUACAAUGUCUGGAUACGAUUGCCGAAAUCAGCCAUUUCACAUGAAAAUUAUUUUUCUUAAGUAUUAAAAUUAAACAAUCAUAUUUUUAUACUUUUGAAUUUACCCACUACAAAAUGAAAAAUUGCCACCAAUGGUGGCCAACUUCCAACUUUCUACUUGUCACAAGAUUGAAACGGCCAGAGCAUUGGUGUCCUCUAUCCAGUAGUAAUACAAAGAAAUUUAUAAGCGUUGAGAAAUAACUUGACAUAUCGAAUUUAUUCGCGACGUGCUUGAGCGUCAAAUGAAUUAAUAAUUCGUUCUACGAAAGGGUUGAUAGGUUUCACUAUUUUAAACUUUGUCGUCGCUCUAUGAAUAAAUAUUUAACGAUGGCAUGCAUCAUUAUCUUUUUGAAAUUCUACAAAAUAGGGUGAAUAAAGGAAUAAUAAAUAAUCAUUUAUUUCAUAUUCCUUGUUAGAACUAUAGUCUCACUCAUUGAAAAUUUACUCUCAUCUCUACAAAAUAAUAUAAAGUAGAAACUGUUUCACCCUCUGUUACUCUUCUCUCGUAAUAAUAAUCAUUUCUAUCAAAAGAACCAGACUCAACACUUCUAUAUACCACAAAACCUCAAAUGACAAAGAAGAAGCAAACUUUUCAAUUAAAAAGAAAAUAAACUAUUUCUCUAUUAAAAAUUAAUAUAAACAAUUUUUUUUAAAAA
Messenger RNA from Leptopilina heterotoma, 1351 nucleotides. RefSeq lists its product as uncharacterized. Bases 2 to 622 code for a protein of 206 amino acids. The record is from RefSeq and is a predicted model, not a curated record. The transcript has 4 exons. Lineage: Eukaryota; Metazoa; Arthropoda; Insecta; Hymenoptera; Figitidae.